AACCCACUGAGUCUGGCGGAAGAGAGCGCUCCCUGAGAACCUCCGAGCUGACGUCAGCGACGGAAGCCGAGGCGGUGACGACGGUUUGUCAAUCGAGCGGCCGACUGGGCUGUGGGCCGCAGGUGUAGGUGGCUGUCCAGGCUUAAGAAGAUUUUGACCCUGCUUUGAGUAACCCUCUUUUCAUCAUGGGGGAGCUCUUCCGGAGUGAAGAAAUGACCCUCGCACAGCUUUUCCUUCAGUCCGAAGCAGCAUACUGCUGUGUCAGUGAGUUGGGAGAACUUGGGAAAGUCCAGUUUCGAGAUCUAAAUCCUGAUGUGAACGUCUUCCAGCGUAAAUUUGUUAAUGAAGUCCGGAGAUGUGAAGAAAUGGACAGGAAACUCAGGUUUGUUGAAAAGGAGAUUAAAAAAGCCAACAUCCCCAUUGCAGACACUGGUGAGAAUCCGGAGGUGCCAUUUCCCCGAGACAUGAUUGACUUGGAGGCAAACUUUGAGAAAAUUGAAAAUGAACUCAAAGAAAUCAACACCAACCAGGAAGCCCUGAAAAGGAACUUCCUGGAGCUGACUGAGCUCAAAUUCAUCCUGCGCAAAACUCAGCAGUUUUUCGAUGAGGCUGAAUUGCAUCAUCAGCAGAUGGCGGAUCCUGAGCUGUUGGAGGAGUCCUCGUCGCUGCUGGAGCCAAGCGAGGUGGGCAGAGGAGCGCCGCUGCGGCUGGGAUUUGUGGCUGGUGUGAUCAACCGAGAGCGGAUCCCGACGUUUGAGCGGAUGCUGUGGAGGGUGUGUCGUGGGAAUGUCUUCUUGCGUCAGGCUGAAAUUGAAAAUCCACUGGAGGACCCAGUGACGGGGGACUACGUGCACAAAUCAGUGUUCAUUAUUUUCUUCCAAGGCGACCAGCUGAAAAACAGAGUAAAGAAGAUCUGUGAAGGAUUCCGUGCUUCUCUGUUAAUCCGAGAAACACCACGGGAAAAGAAAUGAAAUGGCACAGGGUCCAGCACCAGGAUUGAUGACCUGCAACAGGUGCUGAAUCAAACUGAGGAUCACCGGCAGAGGGUCCUGCAGGCAGCUGCGAAGAACAUCCGUGUCUGGUUCAUAAAGGUGCGCAAGAUGAAGGCUAUCUACCACACCUUGAACCUCUGCAACAUCGAUGUGACCCAGAAAUGCCUCAUUGCUGAAGUCUGGUGUCCUGUUGCAGACCUCGACUCCAUCCAGUUUGCUCUCAGGCGUGGCACGGAACACAGUGGCUCCACCGUCCCCUCCAUUUUGAACCGGAUGCAGACCAAUCAAACUCCACCUACCUAUAACAAGACCAACAAGUUCACUGCUGGGUUCCAAAACAUUGUGGACGCCUACGGCAUCGGCACCUACCGUGAGAUCAAUCCAGCUCCAUACACAAUCAUCACCUUCCCGUUCCUGUUUGCUGUGAUGUUUGGGGACUUCGGCCAUGGGAUUCUUAUGACUCUCUUUGCAGUGUGGAUGGUGGUCCGGGAAAGCCGCAUUCUGUCCCAGAAGAAUGAUAAUGAGAUGUUCAGCAUGAUUUUUAGUGGCCGGUACAUCAUUCUCCUGAUGGGCUCCUUUUCCAUUUAUACUGGUCUCAUCUACAAUGACUGCUUCUCGAAAGCUCUCAAUAUGUUUGGCUCAUCCUGGAGUGUCCGUCCGAUGUUCCGCUUUGGCAACUGGACGGAUCAGCUUCUCCAGGAGGCCACUGUUCUUCAGCUGAAUCCUGCCAUUGAUGGAGUUUUUGGGGGAGCAUACCCCUUUGGCAUUGACCCAAUCUGGAACAUUGCUACCAACAAGCUGACCUUCCUCAACUCCUUCAAGAUGAAGAUGUCUGUUAUUCUCGGUAUCAUCCACAUGAUGUUUGGCAUCUCGCUCAGUCUGCUCAACCACAUCUAUUUUAAGAAACCUCUGAACAUCUUCCUUGGAUUUAUCCCCGAAAUGAUAUUUAUGUGCACGCUGUUUGGGUAUUUGGUCAUCCUUAUCUUCUAUAAGUGGUUGGCUUACGAUGCAAAGAUCUCCAGGGAAGCACCCAGCCUCCUCAUCCACUUCAUCAACAUGUUUCUCUUCUCCUACGAUCCCAAAGGUGCACAGCUAUAUAGCGGCCAGAAAGGUCUCCAGUGCUUCCUGGUAGUGGUGGCCAUGCUGUGUGUCCCAUGGAUGCUGGUCGCCAAGCCCCUUGUCCUCCGCCGUCAGUAUCUGUGGAGAAAACAUUUGGAAGGGCAGCCCGAGGAACCCCCUGUCAGCCCAGCCCAGAGCCCGCAGCCAGUAGAAGCAGCAGCGGCUGCAACAGGGACUAUGAAUUUUGGUGGGAUCCGUGUAGGCAACGGGCCGACUGAGGAUGAAGCUGAGAUUAUCCAGCAUGACCAGCUCUCCACCCACUCGGAGGAAGCGGAGGAGCCUGCCGUGGAAGAGGUGUUUGACUUUGGGGACACGGUUGUCCACCAAGCCAUCCACACCAUUGAAUUCUGCCUGGGGUGCAUCUCCAACACGGCCUCAUACCUUCGCCUCUGGGCACUCAGCCUGGCUCAUGCACAGCUUUCUGAGGUCCUCUGGACUAUGGUGAUCCACGUGGGGCUGAACAUCAAGAGCUUGGCUGGAGGGCUCGCCUUGUUCUUCCUCUUUGCUGCUUUUGCCACCCUGACAGUGGCCAUCUUGCUGAUCAUGGAGGGCCUCUCUGCUUUCUUGCAUGCCCUCCGCUUGCAUUGGGUGGAGUUCCAGAACAAGUUCUACACUGGUACCGGGUUCAAGUUCCUCCCUUUCUCAUUCGACAGCAUCCGUGAUGGGAGGUUUGACGACUAACCUCUCUGGGACACUUGAUUUGGAGUGUGGUAGUAAGCUUCUCCUGCAUGCAUGUGCCCAUGUAAUACUCCAAAUGUGUGUAAUUCUCCAGUUGUGAAAAUGACCUGCCUUUUCCCGAGAUCCACGUAGAAAGGCGAAGGAGGUCUGUAGAGGGUACCUUAUGAAUGUAGCAGCAGUUGAGGAAAUUCUGCAUUGUAAUCUCCUUGGCCGGGUCCAGGGAUGGUGUUGGCUCCUUCAAGUUGCACAGAUAGAAUCCAGAGGGAAAGAAUAUUCUCUGCUGUACCAUUGGGGGUGCAGCCAUCCCAUUCACGCAAGUGAUCUGCUGUGUUCCAAGAUUCUAGUCCUUCGUGUCCAACUAGGCUGGGGAAUGAUAAACACUGGUGCUGCAUAAAAGUCUGCUGGCAAUAGCAAGGAACUCAGUGUUCCCCACACACUUUUUUGCUUCUUCUCACUCUGUUCUCUAGACAUGGCCUCUGGAUUUCUUUAUAAGCAGAGAUUUUACUUGAGGGUGGAGGGAUUGUGCUAUAGGCCAGUCAGCUGCCAGUGUCAGUGUUCUGCUGUCUUCACCAGAAUCUUUGCUGUGUCUCUCCUUGGUUAAACUGCUCCAUGCAAGAAAGGCUGUUGGGGGGGGGGGGAGAGAAGCAGGGAAGGGGCUCUCACCAACACUUGCCACGUGGCCCAGCCACUUAGUACAUGGUGUUUAGCUGUUAUUCCCACCCACCCUUUUCAUUUUGUGCUCACUCUCUGCCUCAUAUUUUAACCCCCACCCCCACCCCCAAAUCCCCUCUCUGCAACUUCCCUUUGGGUACAGGCAUCAGCCUCUGGAAAUCCUGGCUUGGAAAGAAAACAGUUCUUUGGGGAAAGUGCCCUGAAUAGCACUACUGGAAUUUUCCCUCCACCCAUCUGAGUGUGAGGGAGGUAGCUUGUGGAGUUGACCCGUGCUUGCCUCUACCUGAUCCCAAGGAAACUUUGACUCUCCCUGCCUGAAAUUUUGAACAGCAUGUUUUGUUCCAAGGAAGGAGAGGGUCUUUUACCUCAGGAAGUCCUCCCCCUUAAUCCCGACACCCAUCCCUUGAUGAGAGGAAUUCUUUUGCGAGCCAAGCUGUUGCUGCCACACCUCAUACUGGGAACAUUCAGGCACUACAGAGGGCUUCCCUUUGAAAACAGGAAUCUCCAAAGGGCAAGUCCUCGUCUACUCUCUGGGCUCUGUGUGCUUUGUGUAAAAUUGUGCAUUGUGUAAUUUGUGUGUGUGUAAAAAGUAUUUUUUGACUAGGGUUCCACUGCUAGAUGGGAUCAUCAAGGCAAUUGUGCUAAGCAGUUAAGCUCUCACAUUUGAACUAGUGGAGGGGAAACUGAGAAGCGACAAACCCCAGGGCCCUGCUUUUGCAAGGAGCCUGUGACAUUUGCAGGGCUGAGGAAGCAAGCAGAAGUGGGGUAGCCCCUUGUGUUUACAUUUGUCUUCGGAGAAACUUAUAGAAGUGUGGUGAAGUCUCCCUGUAUAUCCAGAUCAACCAGUCACACUAACAAUUAAACCAGUUGAUGUGA
This is a messenger RNA of Sphaerodactylus townsendi, 4337 nucleotides long. It is a transcript of the gene ATP6V0A1, whose product is annotated as ATPase H+ transporting V0 subunit a1. Gene Ontology annotation, biological process: proton transmembrane transport; vacuolar acidification. NCBI's taxonomy places the organism in Eukaryota, Metazoa, Chordata, Lepidosauria, Squamata, Sphaerodactylidae. The record is from RefSeq and is a predicted model, not a curated record. Gene Ontology annotation, molecular function: proton-transporting ATPase activity, rotational mechanism; ATPase binding. Gene Ontology annotation, cellular component: plasma membrane; vacuolar proton-transporting V-type ATPase, V0 domain; vacuolar proton-transporting V-type ATPase complex.